Messenger RNA from Lichtheimia ornata, 384 nucleotides. RefSeq lists its product as uncharacterized. The coding region runs from base 1 to 384 and encodes 127 amino acids. The transcript is spliced from 2 exons. The record is from RefSeq and is a predicted model, not a curated record. NCBI's taxonomy places the organism in Eukaryota, Fungi, Mucoromycota, Mucoromycetes, Mucorales, Lichtheimiaceae.
AUGUCGGCCCCUACCCAAGACAUGCCUCCCUCGGGAGGUUACAGCCAAGUCAGAUACCGUCGUUACUUGCCAAAGCGUGGUCCUUCUGGUGCUGUCAUCAUUGCUGGUGUCGCUGCAUUCUGUACAUUUGGUUUCUAUCGCGUUGCUCAAGGCAAUUUGGAAAGAAGAGAAUUGAAGCGUGAAAACUUGUGGUCUCGUAUCCACCUUAUUCCCUUGUUGACCGCUGAAUCCGAUCGUGACAUGUUUCGUCGUACCGUGGCAGCCAAGGAUCGUGAGGCAGAGAUCAUGAAGGAUGUCAAGGACUGGAAGGCUGGUGAAUCAGUUUACAACAAUACGAAAUACUUCACCCCACCUUCGUACGUGAUUGUUCCCGAAGACAACUAG